AUGUUAUAUAAAAGCAGAAGCUUACUCCAAUGGUUUCCUAGAAGGUCUCUGGUGACGUUGGUGUCGUCGUUUUCCCCAAUGAAAUCUCUAGUCCAACCACUCGCUACUAGCGCAGCAAAUACGUCAGUAUCGACUUUUCAGAGGCCAUCAGUGAUAUCCUUAGUUUUCGGUUUGAAUCAAAGGAGGUGGAAAAGUAGGGGAAAUACAUUUCAGCCAAGUACUCUGAAACGUAAGAGGAGAGUUGGUUUUUUGGCAAGAGCAAGAAGUAAGACUGGGCAGAAGAUCCUCAAGAGGAGGAAAGAAAAGGGUAGAUGGUACCUGACUUAUUGA
Eremothecium cymbalariae DBVPG#7215 is the source of this 330-nucleotide messenger RNA. RefSeq names its product mitochondrial 54S ribosomal protein bL34m (gene MRX14). Lineage: Eukaryota; Fungi; Ascomycota; Saccharomycetes; Saccharomycetales; Saccharomycetaceae. The record is from RefSeq and is a predicted model, not a curated record. Gene Ontology annotation, molecular function: structural constituent of ribosome. Gene Ontology annotation, cellular component: mitochondrial large ribosomal subunit; ribosome. Bases 1 to 330 code for a protein of 109 amino acids. The transcript has a single exon. Gene Ontology annotation, biological process: translation.